CGGCUUUGAACCCUUCUUUGACCCAUGGGGGUGACCACGACGUGUACGGCUGCAUCCUCACCUGCGACUAUGAGUUCGUGUCCCCGUGGUGGGACGAGGUUUCCCUCAACGCCAAGGCCUUGGACCGCCGCACCGGGUGUCAGGGAAGCGUUAGUCUCCGGCUUUGUGAGUACCUGGAGGUUUUUUGCUUCUUAAGGACCCGAAAGACUGAAUCGUGCAACUAAGAAACGGGGAAAAUUGAGUAACGGACGCACUCAAAGCGUAACGAUGAGCCACCGGGGAAGCUGGUGCGGCCUGAGUUGUAGGUUAUGACAGCUGGCCUCAGUUGUCAGACUUUGACAAUAGUGAACUUUUUUUUUUUCUUUCCCCCCCUGUUACUUCAGCGGACAAAAGAAACUUGCUUUGCCCUCCUGCAGACCGUGCAGGACUUCAGCAGUGUUGUCUAUUUAUUUGUGGCUGUGUUUUCUAGACUUACUAGUUCAGUAAGACCUUCUUAUGUUGGACUGGUAGAAAAGGCUGCUCUGCCAGAAUUUUAAUUCUGGAGAACAUGGUGAAGGUAACAUCGGAUCAGUUAUGUGUACUGUUUUGCUUUUGAGAUAACCAUGUGCAUCCCAUCUCUGUCCUGAAUUACUUUAAAAAGAAGACCUUGGCUGAAAAUAGACUAAGUUUUGGGUAACUCUUCGAUCUUUUGUCUCUUUCUUCAGAGCGCUCUGGGACUUUCCUUUCCUACAUGCAACACAGUCAUGACAGAUCAAGAGUAUGUGCUUUGCAAGUGGAAGAAGCGUUUAUGGCCAGCAAAGAUUUUGUCCAAGACCGGAGCUCCUAGAAAGCCAUCCGUUACUAAUGCAAAGGAGACAUCUUUUAAAGUUGAAAUACUUGGCUUGGAGGAACAGAUUAGAGUCAACUGUGCAGAUACUGAACCACUGAAGGAAGAGCAUAUACAAAACAUUGCCUCUAAUUUAGCAGAUCAGGGGAAGAAUUCUAGUGAGGCUGUGGAAGAACUGAAAUAUCGCCGUGCUCUUAAAAUUGCCUUAGAUAUUUUGAAUCAGAAUGACUCACCCAGACAAGUACCACCCUCAGAAGAGGAACCAAGUACUCAGUUAUCCCAGAAGAACAAGAGAAGAUCUCUCUCGUCUACCCCCUUAACUGCUUGUCGAUCACUCCUAACUAAAGAAAAGUUAGAGUUUGACGCUCCCAAGAAGAAGAGAGACAAACAAAAUAACCCCAACCUGAAAACUGAUACCAAAAAACAAAAGUGGAAACACUCUUUCAUUUUGGAAGAGGGCACUAAAGCACAUGAAGCUGGAACAAAACCUUCAAAACGUAGGACUGGGGACUUGCAUAAUACAUCAAAUCCGAAAAGUAAAAAUGACAAAAUGCCAGAAUCGAAAUCACUAAUAAGGCAGAAAAAAAUCAAGCCUGGCCUGCUGCCAAAGUCCCAGACAAAAAAUAAAUCCUCACUUAAGCCAAAGGAGGAGGAAAGUAAGCAAGGAAGAAAAAGACCAAGAGGUGCAGGAUCACCCAUAUCGUGUAUUAAUGAUUUCCGGGAAGAUCAAGUGCAUCCUCUUACUGAAGAAAGUAAUCCUGUGUCUAUUUCCUGCAAGUCUGACACAGUAGUACCUGUCAGAAGAAGGGCAAACACCAAAGGUCAACCUAGGAGGACAGUCCUGGAUUCUUCUUGUGAAUGUGCCUCGGAUAACAUGGAGAGCAGCAUCAGUAACGAGAGUGAAAGUCUAGCAAAGAAAUUAGACAGAAAGAAGUCAGUGAAUUUAAAACACAGAGAACAAGAGACCAACGCAACUGCGUCUUCGUGCAGAAAAAGGAAAUGCAGGAAUUGCCCUGAAUCUUCACCUGGGCCUUCAAACCAUGGAAAUAUCUCUGAUGGUUUCCUCCCUAAGCUUAAAGAGGAGGAAAACAAGAGUACUUCACACAUGCUUAGGAAUAAUAAAGUAAAUGACUUCCAGCUGCCUGACUUUGAGGAAGAUGAAGGAUUGGAAUCUUCUGAUAUGUCUUUGAAGAUAAGUUCCUCAGAGAACCUGUCGCUCCUCUCAGCUCUGGUAGAUGAGGAAGAGGAAGAAGAUGAAGAACUUCCUAGUAUUCUAUCACAUCAAGUCGUAGAGCCACAGUCAAUUGAAGAAGGGAUUUUGGUCUGGUGCAAAUUGCGAAGAUAUCCGUAUUGGCCAGCAGUGGUAAAAAAAGUGAAGCGGAAACACAAAAAGGCAAAUGUGCUGUUUAUAGAAGGGAAUACAAAUGACAAGACAAAAGGUUUUUCAGUAUCUCUUAGGAAUCUAAAGCACUUUGAUUGUGAAGAAAAGCAGGACUUAAUAGACCGAGCCAAAGAAGCUUACUGUCGAGAAAUUGAGUGGUGUAUUCAAUUGAUUUCUGACUAUCGGAUUAGAGUAGGUUGUCAUUCUUUUACGGGAUCCUUCUUGGAAUAUUUUGCUGAUGAUAUCAGCUAUCCAGUUAGAAAGGAAGGUAUUCAAGGUUUAGUCCAAAUGACCUUUCCAAAUGUAGCAGAGGAAGAGCUUGAAGAAUCUUCAUCAGAAACUUCACCUAGCAAGCCCUCCAAGAAACUGCUUCCUGACAGAACAAGGGCUGCUAGGGAUAAAGCUAAUGAAAAGAUAGUGGAGUUUAUAGUGAAGACUAAGGGGGCGGAAGAGCAUCUUUUGGCUAUUUUGAAAAGCAGAAAACAAUCCCGGUGGCUGAAAGAAUUCCUGAAUUCAAGUCAGUAUGUGACCUGCGUUGAAACUUAUUUAGAAGAUGAAGAACAACUGGACCUUGUGGUAAACUACUUGAAGGAAGUAUAUCAUGAAAUAGACACUGGAAAUCUGCAUCGAAUAAAUGGAGAUGGAAUAAAGUUUAUUUCAGAUGUCCUUUUGCCUGAAGCCAUCAUUUAUGCGAUAUCUGCUGUGGAUGACAUAGAUUACAAGAAGGCAGAAGAGAAAUACAUAAAAGGACCAUCUGUGAGCAAAAGGGAGAGAGAAAUAUUUGAUGAAGAAAUUCUAGAAAGGAAAAAGUGGAAGACUGAACUAGCAUCUGAAGACAGCAAAUAAAUAGUGGUAGGAACUUUCUCUAGUCUAUAGUGGCACUGAAUGUAUAUAAUGGAGAAGUGGUUACCUGUACAAAAUGUGUAAUUUCUACUUUUUUAAAGUCAGUAUGUAAAUAGUCUUCAAAAGAUGUAACAAAUCAUUAUAAUGCUGUAUUACCUGAAGAUACAAUUGUAUCUUCAGUCCUCGCUCUAAAUUCUGCGUAAUGGAGCUGCAUAUUACUCUCCUCCGUCUUGCCAUACUGAACUCCCUGUAAAAGACAAUGUAUAAAUAUGUAAUAAUGCUAUUACAAGUGUAUUGCAAGCCAGUUAUCUUCAUCCACUCCAUGUGCUUGAAAUGGAAUUCACAGGAGAACAGCAAAGGUUUUUGCAAAGCUGCUUGAUGGAACUCUUGUAUUAAGUUUUGUAUUAAUUAUUGUGGCCAAAUAUCUCUGACAAACGAAGGUCAAGUGUCCUCAGAACAACAUGUACUGGUAAAUUAUGUAGCCACAUAUUGCUUUAACUGUACUGCUACUGAAUAUACCAUCUAAAAAUCUUUCCAAAGGGUUGACUAUUAUUCCAUCUGUGUUCAAAAAUGAGAAAUAAAACUGAUACCUGGUGAUGAAACUGAAA
This is a messenger RNA of Struthio camelus australis, 3658 nucleotides long. NCBI's taxonomy places the organism in Eukaryota, Metazoa, Chordata, Aves, Struthioniformes, Struthionidae. The record is from RefSeq and is a predicted model, not a curated record.